CUUUAGAAAGGGCUAUCCUGCAUCCGGAAAGGGAGGGGCCUGUGUCCAGCCCGGAAAUGGUCGCUGUUUAGUGCUGUCGGGAUUCGAGUCACGAAUUCGAGGACGCCCAUUGUUAGUACAUUAGGCGAGGUGACGCUGUUGCCAUGGUGCUGCGGCUGCUGUUUAACCUGCUCAAUAACCCGCAGAUGAUCGAGAAGCUGUCCGAGUCCCGGCUGGUGCGCAGGGCGGCGCAGAUCACGGCCUUUGCGGUGAUGAAGGCCCAGCUGUCCGGCAAGGAGGCGGCCCAGCGGGUGCUGCGCUCGGACACGGUGCGGCAGAUCCGCCAGGAGGCGGCCUCAGGGGCGGGAGGAGGGCAGCUGGGACACCGGCUACAGAGAGUUCGGAACUCCUUCAUCAGAGAGCUGCGAAACGGCAUGCAGGAGGCCAAGAGGCAGAUCAAGAAAGGGGACAGCAAGUGACCUGCCAUGGCCACCAACAUGGGGGACAUUGUCUGGAGAGUGACCUGCCAUGGCCACCAACAUGGGGGACAGUGUCUGGAGAGUUACCUGCCAUGGCCACCAACAUGGGGGACAUUGUGUGUAGAGUGACCUGCCAUGGCCACCAACAUGGGGGACAUUGUGUGUAGAGUGACCUGCCAUGGCCACCAACAUGGGGGACAUUGUGUGUAGAGUGACCUGCCAUGGCCACCAACAUGGGGGACAUUGUCUGGAGAGUGACCUGCCAUGGCCACCAACAUGGGGGACAGUGUCUGGAGAGUGACCUGCCAUGGCCACCAACAUGGGGGACAUUGUCUGGAGAGUGACCUGCCAUGGCCACCAACAUGGGGGACAUUGUGUAGGUUAUGACAUACCAUGGCCACCAACAUGGGGGACUUUGUCUGGGGAGUGACCUGCCAUGGCAACCAACAUGGGUACAUUGUCUGGAGAGUGACCUUGACACCUUUACUAUGCCAUUUAUCUUAAGUAAUAUGUAAGGCCUUACUGAUUGUAAUACUAAAUGAAUAAAACAUUAUAUUAAUGUGAUGAUCAAUGUGACAAUCAAUAAAAGCCAGGUUGGAGGUGCCAGUAUUAUAAGACAAGGCUAGGGGAUUCCUGGUCUUGUAAUUGUACUGUCUCCUUCUUUUCCUGGAUUGAAAACGACAAUUAAGAGUUUGAAAGUAAUUGGAAUA
Pelobates fuscus (common spadefoot toad) is the source of this 1168-nucleotide messenger RNA. It is a transcript of the gene NCBP2AS2, whose product is annotated as NCBP2 antisense 2 (head to head). The record is from RefSeq and is a predicted model, not a curated record. NCBI's taxonomy places the organism in Eukaryota, Metazoa, Chordata, Amphibia, Anura, Pelobatidae. The coding region runs from base 144 to 458 and encodes 104 amino acids. The transcript is spliced from 2 exons.